Bicyclus anynana (squinting bush brown) is the source of this 2331-nucleotide messenger RNA. RefSeq lists its product as uncharacterized. Bases 879 to 2126 code for a protein of 415 amino acids. The record is from RefSeq and is a predicted model, not a curated record. NCBI's taxonomy places the organism in Eukaryota, Metazoa, Arthropoda, Insecta, Lepidoptera, Nymphalidae. The transcript is spliced from 2 exons.
GCUGUCAAGCUGACAUGUCGUAAAAUCAGCUGCUCCUAGAAAUUAAUUUUUAAUAAUUUAAGUUUUUAUUGUUUCUUUUUACUUUUUAAUGUUUAAUACAUAAAUAACGUUAAUACAUUUAUAGACUUAAGUUGUAUCAGUGUUAAAAUAAAGUAUCUCUGGCUUACGUAGCCAUAACUAAAAUUGCAAGACCAGGUGACAGUAGAAAAAUUUGAAACUCAACGAACAAAGGAGUUUACCGGGGGAGUAUUGCUUUUAUUUUCUUUGUUAUUUGCCCUUAAAUCAUACUAUUAACUAAGGUUUAUCGCACAUUACACUUUUACAUUCUCGUAAAUCGCGAGACACGUCCCAUCACACAGAAAAGACAAAAGUUUCCUCACUUUGCUUGACUGAUAGUGGAAGCAAAGUCGACGUAAACUUAUACUGUCUCAGACAACAAAAACAUACACUACAACAUAAUACCUCGAGCUAUAAUACAGUACGUAAAGUUAAUUUAUUGUUUCCACCUAUUAAAUUGCUUGCUUGAAGAGAAUAAGUUGUAUUUUCCAAAAGCAAUCUUUAACAAAAGUAGCUACCUACAUAAGUUAUAUUAUAUUUAUGUUUUGUGUGUUGAAUUACACUUUCAUUCCAUGGUAACUGUGAAAUACAAAUAUAUACUUGAAAUACUAAAUUAGAAUUUAAAGAAUUUAUUUGAAUUUAAAUUAGAAUUUAAAGAAUUUAUUUGACCUCAACUUCAGUAUAGACUUUUAAACAAUUAUUAUUACUCAUUUUAUUUUACAUUUUCCAUCUCUUUUUCAUUUUCAUUUUCCUUUCUUUGUAUGUCAUCUAUUUUCCUUCUUUAACAUUUAUUCUGAUUGGUGUGUUUCAGGAACACUUGUAUGAUGGCACGUCCAAUGUUAACUCGACGGGCAGCCGCAAUGGAACAGCAACUCCAACUAAAAAAUGCCCUACUGGAAAUCAAGUCACUGAAACAACUAAAUUCUGAUUUGUUGAAGGAACAUGAUGAUAAUGAAGAGGAACUGAGGAAUAUUAUUACUAAAAACUCACAAUUAAAAUCUGAGCUCGCCGAACUACACAGCACUCACUCUAUGGUUUUAGAGGAGCGCAGCCAGCUUCAGGAAGCAGUUGAUACAUUCAACCAGUGUAUACGGACUUAUGAUGAAGCCCUGGCUAAAAUAUCAAUGUUGGAAGAUGAACUGAACAGUGCACACAAGACAAUUGAUGACCUUCAGUCACAAUUACAACAAUUUGAAACACAAAAUACGAACAAUCUUUAUAAUGAACUGCUUGCCUCUUCCACAUCAGUCCCGGCGCCAAUGCUUUGCAUUGAUCUGACUUGUGACAGCCCAUGUGCAACCAAAACUUUGGCUAUGCCCCAAUCUAGGUAUAAUUUAUUUAAUAGCCACAAUAAAAUUAAAAAAUACAUUAAAAUUAAAAAAUUUAUGAAAAAGACUCAAAAACUAAUUAAAUUUCAUAGUACAAAUAAAAAAAACCUGGCUUUGAGAAAGGAACGGUCACUAUUAAUUAAAAAAGUAAACACUUACUGUUCUUUACUUGAAAAUUCCAGGGAAAAAUAUGAAAAUGAAACUCAAAGUUUACAGCAUGAACUAAAUCAGAUGGAAAAUAACUUGCAGGAAAUAACUGCUAAAUAUGAGUUGUCUCAAAGUCAGAUCCAUGAUCAAAUCAUAGUGGCUGAAGAGUUGUUAGCCUUAGGUACAUACAAUAUGGCCCGUUUUGAGUCAUUAAGUAACAAAUGCCAAUGUUCAAAUCAGGUACCUUCGGUUACUCAGGACUGUAGUAGUGUUUUAUCUAAUUCUGGAUAUAUUGACUUGAGCCAAAAUGUGCAAUGUAAUAAUAAUGUUAUUCCAAUUCCUUCAACCUCAGAUAAAAAUUUAAGUUCACAUAGUUUUAAUUUGCCAAAAAAGGCUCAAAAAAAGACUCUAAUAAUUUCUGAUAAGUUAGGUAAGGAUUUUGGCUCCAUUAUGAGCCAAUACCUAAACCAUUCAGUGACUAAUAAAUGUUUUCCAGGGGCUAGUUUUAAUUAUUUAAUAAAUAGUAUAAGUACAGAAAAUGUAGUUGGCUACUCAAAUGUAAUUUUGAUGUUAGGGAACAGUUUAAAAAAUUAAAAGGCAUCAAAUCAUAAAAUGUGUUGAAAAGCUUUUGGUAUUACAUAGUAGAACCAAAUGUAAAUUUAUGUAUGACUUUUUCAAAAGAGCAACUGUUGAGUUUCUUGCCGGUAUCUUCUCAGCAGGACCUGCCUUCCGAACCGAUGGUAGAAUCUUUACAAAUAGUCAACUGACGUGUCAAAAGUGCUUGUAAACUGAGCCUACU